AUAUAAAAAAUGUUACUUUACAUAUUGUCAAUUAAUUUUAAGUUGGAUGCAAAUCUUAUGUUGAACCCACAUGCACACUUUUCAACAUGAAACCAGGGUUUCUCUGUCAAUUCCUGCACAGUUGCGUGAAUCGCGAUUGCUUCCAUGGCAAUUCACGGAGGUUUCGACGCCACACCCUUCGUCUAUUCCAGCUGGUUUUUGGAAUCUUGGAAAUCUUUGGCAAUUUUCGUCAAGGGUCAGUCUUGAGCCUGCUGGGGAUGUAAAAAAGGAAGUUCCUUUUGAGGUUGGUGAUGAUGCAAAACCAUGCAGCAGAUGUCUAGGUAGAGAUAGUAUUGCUAAUGCUGCUGCGAAAGUUGGUCAUGCUGUUUGAGGUGUUCACAUUCAAUCCGAUUAAUUUGACAUAAAUUGAUCAAAUCUAA
Rubroshorea leprosula is the source of this 419-nucleotide messenger RNA. The record is from the annotation of a GenBank genome assembly. Lineage: Eukaryota; Viridiplantae; Streptophyta; Magnoliopsida; Malvales; Dipterocarpaceae.